AUGGAGAACGGCACAGAGGGCAAGAACUUCUACAUCCCCAUGAACAACCGGACGGGGCUCGUGAGGAGUCCUUUUGAAUAUCCACAGUACUACCUCGGAGAUCCCAUCCAAUUCAAACUGCUGGCUGCCUACAUGUUCUUCCUGAUCUGCACUGGCUUCCCCAUCAACUUUCUUACUCUGUUGGUCACAGCUCAGAACAAGAAGCUCCGGCAACCUCUUAACUUUAUCCUGGUCAACUUGGCUGUUGCUGGACUGGUCAUGGUCUGCUUUGGAUUCACCAUCACCUUUGUAACUGCCAUCAAUGGCUACUUUAUUUUCGGACCGAUGGGCUGUGCCGUUGAGGGAUUCAUGGCUACCCUGGGAGGUCAGGUAGCUCUCUGGUCACUGGUCGUGCUGGCUGUUGAGAGAUACAUUGUCGUCUGCAAACCCAUGGGAAGCUUCAAGUUCACUGGAACCCAUGCAGGAGCUGGAGUAGUGUUCACUUGGAUCAUGGCUCUGGCUUGUGCCGCCCCUCCACUGGGUGGCUGGUCCAGGUACAUCCCCGAGGGUCUGCAGUGCUCAUGUGGACCUGACUACUACACUCUGGCUGCAGGCUUCAACAACGAGUCAUACGUCAUGUACAUGUUCACCUGCCACUUCUGUUUCCCAGUUUUCACCAUCUUCUUCACUUACGGCAGCCUUGUGCUCACAGUCAAAGCUGCCGCAGCUCAGCAGCAGGACUCAGAAUCCACUCAGAAAGCUGAGAGGGAAGUGACACGUAUGUGCAUCCUGAUGGUGCUGGGCUUCCUGGUGGCUUGGACCCCAUAUGCCAGCUUUGCUGCAUGGAUCUUCUUUAACAAGGGAGCUGCAUUCUCAGCCACAGCCAUGGCCAUCCCUGCCUUCUUCUCAAAGAGCUCAGCACUGUUCAACCCCAUUAUCUAUGUGCUGAUGAACAAACAGUUCCGUAACUGUAUGCUCUCCACAGUUGGAAUGGGAGGCAUGGUUGAGGAUGAGACCUCAGUAUCAGCCAGCAAGACAGAAGUGUCUUCUGUCUCUUAA
This is a messenger RNA of Epinephelus fuscoguttatus (brown-marbled grouper), 1038 nucleotides long. RefSeq names its product green-sensitive opsin-like. Bases 1 to 1038 code for a protein of 345 amino acids. The transcript is spliced from 5 exons. Gene Ontology annotation, biological process: visual perception; phototransduction; G protein-coupled receptor signaling pathway. The record is from RefSeq and is a predicted model, not a curated record. NCBI's taxonomy places the organism in Eukaryota, Metazoa, Chordata, Actinopteri, Perciformes, Serranidae. Gene Ontology annotation, molecular function: G protein-coupled receptor activity. Gene Ontology annotation, cellular component: photoreceptor outer segment; membrane.